Molecule: messenger RNA, 2160 nt
Organism: Artibeus jamaicensis (Jamaican fruit-eating bat)
Lineage: Eukaryota; Metazoa; Chordata; Mammalia; Chiroptera; Phyllostomidae
Gene: B3GNTL1
Product: UDP-GlcNAc:betaGal beta-1,3-N-acetylglucosaminyltransferase like 1
Exons: 11
Coding region: 457-1191 (244 amino acids)
Source: RefSeq, a predicted model, not a curated record
AUGAAAAUGUCCACGCGUAAGGAUAAAAAAAGAAAAGAUUAAUAGCCUUAAGAAUAAAUAAUUUAUGUAAGUUGAUAGGCAAACACAAAGAAAAAUGGGUGGUGAUAAAUGGGAAAGGACAGGAGUGGGGACUUUCCCAAAAGUAGAUGUACAAAUGACAAACUGCAAAAAAAGAAACGAAUUAAGUUGGUGACAUACUACUUCUAAAAACCAGAUUAACAAAGUUCUAAAAUUGUAGGUAGUUGGAGAGUGUGAGCUGGUCCUGGUGAUGGCACCUCUGUGCAGUGCGGACCAGAACUCGGAACGUGCUUGUGCCCCGGGCCCCUGACCUCACUUCCAGAGAGAGGGGGAAGGCAGAGAGAGAAACAUCGAUGGGAGAGAAGCACUGAUUGGUCGGUUGCCUGUGCACACACCCAGACUGGGGAACCACCCCAGGACCCAGGACUGGACGACGUGAUGAUGCCGCCGAGAGUGAGGCUGCAGCUCGAAGCUGCCGUGCAGCACCCGGCAAGCAUCAUAGGUUGCCAAGUGAGGAGAGAGCCCCCCAACUCCACAGAACGAUACACGCGUUGGAUCAACCAACUGACGUCCAACCAGCUUCUUACACAGGUUUUUACCUCCAACGGCCCAACCGUGAUCAUGCCCUCCUGGUUCUGCUCUCGAGCGUGGUUUUUGCACGUGGGCCCGUUCGACGAAGGUGGGCAGGGUGUGCCCGAGGACCUGCUGUUCUUCUACGACCACCUCCGAAAGGGCGGCGGGGUUGUCCGGGUGGACCAGAGCCUCCUCCUCUACCGCUACCACCCCAGCGCAGCCACGCACUCCGUCCUCGAGACCACCAUCUGGACCCACCGUGUGCACUUCCUGGAAGAACGGGCUUUGCCCCACUGGGCGACCUUCACCAUCUGGAACGCAGGCAGGCAGGGCCGUCGACUCUACCGCAGCCUCACGGCCAGAGCACAGCGUAAGGUGGUCGCCUUCUGCGACGUGGACGAGAACAAGAUCAAGAAGGGCUUUUACUGCUACGAAGACUCUCUCGAAAGGCCCAAGCCCCGGGUGCCCAUCCUGCACUUCCGAGCAGCCCGGCCGCCCUUUGUCAUCUGCGUGAAGCUGGACCUGACAGGGGGCGAGUUUGAGGACAACCUGAGGUCACUGCACCUACGGGAGGGCCAGGACUUCCUCCACUUCAGCUGACAGACCCGCAGCAGCCAGGGCGUCAAGCAGGGGUUCGAGGUGAUUUGCCACCAGGUUGAGCACAUGGACAGGAAAUGCUUCCAGCCUGUCCCGGGCUUGGCCCAGGCAGGAGGACGCCAACCCGAUGAAGCCCAUGGUGAGGUCACACAGCAGGGCCCACUGCAGCCUCUGCCCACAGACCUGCCGUCACCCGCGUCCCACAAGGGCAGGACGCUCCUGCCCAGGCACAGUCACAGCCCUGGGUUUUUGGCCCUGAGGAUGGCACACUGACCCCUCUCCCUUGGAGGUGGGCAAGGGCUCCUGCAUCCCGCACUCGCCUCCCCCUCUCCACCCAUGACAACCCGAAGGACGCUCCCCGCAGGCUGGCCCCGGCCCCUCAGAGUCCUCGGCACUCAAGCAACAAACCCUUUACACACUGGCCCUCUGGCGUUUCGGACGCUCGGUGUGAGCUGGUGCUGGACGACUUAGAAAAAGGGUGACUUUUCCAGAGUCACGCACGUGAGCUGCAACACUUCCCACAUCACCUGAACCCUCGUCCUGAGACGCUGCCCCCGGGUCGCCCCCUCGAAGCAGAGGCCUGUAAGGCUUGCCCCCAACACCCAUCUGCCAGUCGGGGUCUGGCACUGCUGUCAUAGGCCCGUGAGUGGCUGCAGCUGGCCUUGGCCAGGACUUUAAAAACACAGCGAUGGACUUUUCUGGUUGUCAAAGCUGCAUGAGGGUAAAUGACACCCACAUGUGCCGGACACUAGAAUGGGGUGGGGUGGCAGGAACACCGAUACCCUGAUCCUGCCGGAUGGGGCGGGAAAGGCCCCUCCAAAGCCCAGUGAAGCCCUUGCAGCACCUGACAUUCAGCUGGGCCGAACCAGGCCUGAGGGGACAUGGCCUCAGUACCAGCACAGCCUGCCCCUCCCAGGGCCACCCCAUCCCCUGAGCAGCCGAGAAGGAUGGAGCCGAGCCCUGUGGCCUCCA